AUGAGUAAACUUCCGCCAAAGCAAAAAGAUUCUGGCAGCUUUAUUAUACCAUGUUCCAUUGGUGAUAGAUAUGUUGGAAGAACUCUUUUUGACUUAGGGUUAAGUGUAAAUCUGAUUCCCAAUUCCAUAUUUUUGAAGCUUGGAAUGGGUAAUGCUCGACUAACCAUUAUGAUUUUACAACUAGUGGAUCGAUCACAUGUUUGUCCCGAGGGUAGAAUUAAAGAUGUAAUUGUUAAAGUGGACAAGUUUAUCUUUCUAGUUGAUUUCCUCAUUUUAGACUGUGAAGCCGAUGAAAAUACCCCUAUUAUCCUUGGACGUUCAUUCUUAGUUACAGGGUGUAUUCUAAUAGAUUGUGAGAAGGGAGAGUUCACGAUGAGGAUGGUUGAUCAAAGCGUCACGAUCAAUGUCUUCAACAUUCUUAAAUAUGUUGAUGAUUUUGAUGAAUGCCAUUACAUUGAAUAUAUUGACUCAUUGGAGGAAGUUGGAACAUAA
Molecule: messenger RNA, 492 nt
Organism: Hibiscus syriacus
Lineage: Eukaryota; Viridiplantae; Streptophyta; Magnoliopsida; Malvales; Malvaceae
Exons: 1
Coding region: 1-492 (163 amino acids)
Source: RefSeq, a predicted model, not a curated record